This is a messenger RNA of Quercus robur (English oak), 3529 nucleotides long. RefSeq names its product homeobox protein LUMINIDEPENDENS. Bases 221 to 3289 code for a protein of 1022 amino acids. Gene Ontology annotation, molecular function: DNA binding. The record is from RefSeq and is a predicted model, not a curated record. Gene Ontology annotation, cellular component: nucleus. The transcript has 13 exons. Lineage: Eukaryota; Viridiplantae; Streptophyta; Magnoliopsida; Fagales; Fagaceae. Gene Ontology annotation, biological process: vegetative to reproductive phase transition of meristem.
CUCUUACCAAAUUCGCAGCCUUUCUCUCUCUCUGUCUCUCUCACUCUCUGAAAAAUUGAAAUUACCCUAACCCUAAACUUUCUAGUUCUACAGCUAAAGAUUAAAAACAAAAAAUAUAAAAGAGGGGGAAAAAAAAAUCCUUGGUUUUCAGGUCCUUAAAUGCUUUGUCCGUACAGUUCUGCCACGUUGAGCUUCCGAAACCCUAGCUUCGAGGUCGACAAUGGAGGUCUCGAGGGACGACUUCUCGGAGCUAGAGAUUGGGACCUCCGUCGACUCUUUCACCAGGUUCGUCGACUCGCAGAGGGAGCUCUUCCACAAUCAGAUCGAUGACCUCCAGAGAAUCGUCGUCACUCAGUGCAAGCUCACCGGCGUCAAUCCUCUCUCCCAAGAGAUGGCGGCUGGUGCUUUGUCGAUAAAAAUUGGAAAAAGGCCUAGAGAUUUGCUAAAUCCUAAGGCUGUAAAGUAUAUGCAAUCAGUUUUUUCCAUCAAAGAUGCUAUUAGUAAGAAGGAAUCCCGCGAGAUCAGUGCUCUUUUCGGCGUUACAGUCACACAGGUUCGUGAUUUUUUUGCUAGUCAACGUACAAGAGUAAGGAAACUAGUUCGGUUGUCAAGGGAGAAGGCCAUGAGAUCCAGUGCAUGUAAAGAACUAUAUGAUAGUGCCCUAAUAAGCUCUAACCCUAUGAUGCCUAUUGAUCCGGUUCCAUUAAACUCUGUUGGUCCUGCUAGUGUUGAAGAAGCACCAUCCUGCUCGACACAGGAUGAAGCUUUACCUGGCUUAGAUGACGAAGACAAACAUUUUGUUGAAAAUAUAUUUAAUUUCAUGCGGAAAGAAGAAACAUUUUCUGGGCAAGUGAAACUGAUGGAGUGGAUAUUGCAGAUACAAAAUUCAUCAGUAUUAUGUUGGUACUUGUCAAAUAACUUUUUGAGGUUUUUAACUAAAGGUGGUGUUAUGAUUUUAGCAACAUGGUUGAGUCAAGCAGCUAUUGAAGAACAAACAAGUGUUCUUCUUGUAAUUCUUAAGGUUCUUUGUCAUUUGCCUUUGCAUAAAGCUCUUCCUGUACAUAUGUCAGCCAUACUGCAGAGUGUUAACAGGCUGCGGUUUUACAGGACAUCAGACAUAUCAAACAGGGCAAGGGUUUUGUUGUCAAGAUGGAGCAAAUUAUUAGCAAGAAGCCAAGCAAUGAAGAAACCUAAUGGCAUGAAAUCUCCUAGUGAUAUACAAAAUGACAUGAUGCUGAAGCAGAGUAUUGGGGAUAUUAUGGAGGAAGAAUCAUGGCACUCCAAUAUGAAAAUUCCUGAAGACAUUCUUGCUCCUUUGUACGGAAAUUCAGAGAAUUUAAGGAAAUUGGAUCCUCCACAAGCACUGAAACUGUUAACGGCAUCUUCAGAUGAUUCAAAUAGGAAGCAGAUCCUAGGUGUUUCUUCCCAAACCAGAGAACGCAGAAAAGUUCAGUUGGUGGAACAGCCAGGCCAAAAAAUGGCAGGCAGAAGCACACAGGCCACAAGAUCAGCACCUGUGAAUCAAGGGCGUCCAAUGUCUGCUGAUGAUAUCCAAAAGGCAAAGAUGCGUGCUCAAUUUAUGCAGAGUAAGUAUGGGAAAAAUGGUUCUACAAAUGAAAGUAAAGAAUCAAAAACUGAAGGUUUGAACAAACCUUCAACCACUCAGGCCAGCACUUUAAAUCCAGUAUAUAAAGUUCCCGUUCGGCCUAAUAUUGAGGAACAAAAGAAACCUGUCAUCCUCCCGUCUAAAAUUUCUAAUAAGGUGGAAGCUCCUCUUGAUCCAAAGUCGAGAAUGGAUUCAAAGGAGCCCUUAUGGGAGAAGUGCAGGAGGGUUCAAAUCCAAUGGCAGACACCACCAGAAAUAAGACUCAAUGAUCAUUGGAGUGUUGGUGGUGGUGAGAAUAGCAAAGAGGUUGAAGUCCAGAAAAACAGAAACCGCCGUGAGAAAGAAACUAUCUACCAAGCAGUCCAGGAAAUACCAUCUAACCCCAAGGAACCGUGGGACGUUGAAAUGGACUAUGAUGAUACAUUGACCCCUCAGGUACCAAUUGAACAGCCGCCCGAUGCUGACAGUUUGGAAACACAGGUUGCUACUAAUCAAGUUGUAAACAAUGCUGUUUCUUUGGCAACCCCUUCGAGUCAAGUUUCAAGUACAGCCGAACCAGAUUUAGAGUUGCUUGCAGUGCUGCUAAAAAACCCUGAAUUGGUAUUUGCUUUGACUUCUGGCCAUGCUGGCAAUUUAUCAAGUGAAGAAACUGUGAAAUUGCUUGAUAUGAUCAAGGCUGGCGGGGCUGGUUUAGUGGGCAGUUUUAAUAGUGGAAGAGUGGAGGAGAAGGUCGAAGUUUCACUUCCAUCUCCAACUCCUUCGAGCAAUUCUGGAACGAGUGGAUGGAGACCUGAAGUUGCCAAGAAUCCAUUUAUGCAGCCAAGCUCAGUAGCUAACAGAGUUGCCUACACUUCGCCAGGAGUGGCUACCACCAGCUUGAUGCUGCCUCAAGCUACAGAAGCUAAUCUCAUUCCACCCCAACAGUCCUCAUCAAUGGCCCAACAAUUUGCAGCAGCAAUGCAUACUUAUUCACUACCUCAAACAACUGCCAACAUACCUGGAAGGCAAUUGCCUUCUCUGCACCCAGCAAGACCAACACCAGCAUCGGAAAUGGUUUUAACCUCGAGGAAUUCUUCCUCCAUGGGCACUCCCUUGCAUAACUUUUCGACUACAGCUGCACCUUCUGCACUGCAGAUUGAAAGCAUAAGUAAUAUAAAACCAGCACCUGUAUCUGUCACACUGAAUACACCCGGGAGAGCACAUGCUUCCUUCCCGCCACAGCCAACACGGUCACAAACACACUCCCAAUCACUGCAUCGAUCAACCAUUUUGUCUGAGCCUCAGCCACCUGCACCUUUAUACCCUUCUAGGCCACCAAUUGGAAAAAUGGACCCUGUCUCUGAUUCUUGGAGAGCUAGCCAGGGUCUGCCUCCAAAUUAUCAUUCUCAAGCUAAUCAAAAUAACUAUAAUUCAUUGGGUGGAGGAUCUAGGCAGCCUGUGUUGCAGCCGGGUCCUUUUUUGGACAGAAAUGAAUAUGUGGCUCAAGAACAAUAUGAGUCAUGGAGUCCAGAUAAUAGUCCUACUAGAAGUACAGACUACAUGAUGGGAAGGAAUUUCCCGGAACCCAGAAUGAACCCCGGAUGGAAUAAUAGGCCCGACCGGUCUAGACAACGGGGGAACUUUUCUGGAUACCGGGACCAUAAUAGGUAUGGAGACAGAAAAUGGCGUGACAGGAGGCAUUGAGUUUGUACUUAAAUUCCAUCUUGGUCUUAUUAAACUUACCUGACUGGCUAUAUUCUGAUAUAGAGUUGGAUUUGUGAAUAGUGGAGGUGGAGUUGGAAGUUUCAGGCUUGGAAUGGGUUUUGGGAUGAGGACAAUGUUAGAAUGAAGUAGAUUUUGUUUACGCCAUUGCAAUGCAGGGAUCCAAGAUGUUCAUAAUUUAUUGAUUAUUAAAUGGUUAAAGCAUCUAAAGGCCUUCCAACA